This is a messenger RNA of Exophiala xenobiotica, 1901 nucleotides long. RefSeq lists its product as uncharacterized. Bases 237 to 1610 code for a protein of 457 amino acids. The record is from RefSeq and is a predicted model, not a curated record. Gene Ontology annotation, biological process: N-acetylglucosamine catabolic process. Lineage: Eukaryota; Fungi; Ascomycota; Eurotiomycetes; Chaetothyriales; Herpotrichiellaceae. Gene Ontology annotation, molecular function: N-acetylglucosamine-6-phosphate deacetylase activity. The transcript has a single exon.
UCCUGCGGUCUAUUCCGUCGCCUGCCGUUCUCCAGAUCCCGAUGGCCAGUUAAAUUUGCUAAUAUCGCCUCAUCAACACACCGGUAACGUAGUAUGACGUGACACCCCUACGUUUUUCUAUAUUCUUAUCCAUCGUCGUCUGCCUUUCGUUUGAUCUUUCUCAUUCUUGUAAGGCCAGCCUACAAGCAAUCGUACUCUCCUUUAUCACAUUUGCUCGUUUUCAGGCCAUAUUCGAAAUGCGGGCCUCAAGUCCUCGGGUUAUCAAGUUUACCAACGGCUACCUACUCAAGGAUGGCCAAUUGGUCCCAGGAGAUCUCUGGGUGUCGUCACAGAGUGGACGUAUCAUGAGUCCACAGACAGCGUUUUACUCAUCUCGGUUAACGGCAGACAAGAUAGUCGACCUGCAAGGAAAGAUCCUCGCCCCUGGCUUUAUUGAUGUCCAGAUCAACGGUUCUCACAAUUUCGACUUUUCCACGCCAGACCCAGACUUCGCCGCUGGAUUCAGUCGUACCCGCAAGCAAAUCAUCAAAAGUGGACUCACCUCUUUCGUUCCCACUGUCAUCAGCACACGGCCAGAAGCUUAUGAUGCUGUCCUCCCACAUCUUGGUCCUUCUGGGAAAACCCGAGAUGCCAGCGAAGGCUCCGAGAGCCUGGGCGCACAUAUCGAAGGUCCAUUCCUGUCACCUCUACGCAACGGCAUUCACAACUCGGAAGUCCUGCGGGAAGCACAUUCAUGGGCCGACAUCGAAAAUUGCUACGGCUCUUCAAACCUUCAGAAUGUUCGAUAUGUGACAGCGGCUCCAGAAUGCGGCGAAAUGAUGUCCUUGAUUCCUGAAUUCGUUUCUCGGGGGAUAGUAUUCUCUGUUGGUCAUUCCGAUGCCACUUUUGAACAAGCACAGAAUGCGGUUGCUGCAGGAGCUUCAAUGCUCACCCACCUGUUCAACGCCAUGAGGCCAUUUGGGCACCGAGAUCCCGGCAUCUUCGGCCUACUAGGACAAUCAACACCUUCGACGCCUGUUGCAUCCCCGAGACACAGCCAGCCUGCAAGUACAUCGAGUUCACCUCAGGGUUCUCCAAGGUCAUCAAGACGAUCGACACCUCGGUCCAGCCUCAGCAUCAGCACAUCCAUGGCAGACUUAGAUGCUGAAGUACGAUACAGACAACCAUUCUUUGGCUUGAUAGCGGAUGGAAUUCAUCUAUCAGCUCAAGCAUUGAAGAUUGCAUACUCGGCACAUCCUGAUGGCGCAAUCAUCGUUACCGAUGCUCAAAAGUUUGCUGGCUGUCCUGACGGGGCUUAUGAGUGGCGUGGAGAAGACCGAUUCAUCAAAGAAGGAAAAUUGCUUAAACUAGAAAGCAACGGACGCAUUGCUGGAAGUGUUGUUGACCUGAUUGACUGUGUCAAUAACUUUAAACGAUUUACCGGAUGCGGCACAGCAAAAGCCUUGGAAUGUGUGACGAGCACUCCUGCAAAGAUGCUAGGGAAGGACGUCGAAGCAUCUAAAGGGAAGCUUGAGACGGGCAUGGACGCCGAUUUGGUCGUGCUGGACGAAGGAUUGGACGGAGAUUUGACUGUACAGCAAGUUUGGAAGUUUGGAGUUCAGGUUGUUUGACGUGAUGGUUGAACGGCGUUGGGAAAGACACUUUUUUUAAGCUUGGCGUUACAGGAAUCGAUCACGUCUGUGAUGAAACAUUGGCAUAGUUUGGAGGGUUUCUAUCGAGUUGGUGUCCAUGAAAAUUAAGGCCACGCGGCUGAACGAUGGCCCCGGAGAUCAGGGGUACCACUACCAGGUACCUUGCUGUGAUAUGGUUAGAAUUUACAACUAACCAGGAUGAUUGACGACUAUGAUGUAUGACGUUUACUGUAUAUGAUAGAUUGUAUAACGAUGUACAUUUGGCCUUCA